Molecule: messenger RNA, 1250 nt
Organism: Brassica napus (rape)
Lineage: Eukaryota; Viridiplantae; Streptophyta; Magnoliopsida; Brassicales; Brassicaceae
Exons: 1
Coding region: 360-983 (207 amino acids)
Source: RefSeq, a predicted model, not a curated record
AAUAAAGUUAAUUAGCUAGGGCUUAUUAGGAGGCAAACUGUAGUUUUAGUCACGAUUAGAAAAAUAUUAAAUUAAUGUUCGAAAAAAUAAUAAUUAAAUGUCCUUUUACUAUGCGUGGCAAGAAUCUACUAACGGACAGACAAACUGACCAAGCUAGGGGCCUACGUGUCAGCUACCGGUUUUUUGACAGUUGAACCGUAACCGGAAUAGUAAAUUCCGAAUUUGAUCAUCCGGUUUGGAAUACUACUUCUUCCUUCUCCUAUAAAUAACCCAACACUGACCGACUCUUUUGCUCCACGCGUCCUAUCAUUUCAAUCCAUUUCAAAUAUCUUCUUGAGUUUUCACAUCACUACUCGAAAAUGGGAAUCUGUGUGUCCUUCAACCAGAGAGAGUCCACUUCUCCACCGACGGUGAAGAUCGUGACGGUUAACGGCGAUCUCCGAGAAUACAACGCUCCGGUGCUAGCAUCUCAGGUCCUGGAAGCCGAAUCAGCAGCUGCUCCUUUAUCUUCUUCUUCCUCUAGACCUUCCUCUUACUUCAUCUGCGACUCAGAUUCUCUCUGCUACGACGACUUCAUUCCGGCGAUUGAAUCGGAGCAACCGCUUCAGGCCGAGCAGAUCUACUUCGUCCUCCCCAUCUCUAAGCGUCAGAGCCGUCUAACGGCCUCGGAUAUGGCGGCUCUCGCCGUGAAAGCAAGCGUCGCGAUGCAGAACUCUGUGGGGAAAGAAUCUCGCCGGCGUAAGAAGGGGAGAAUCUCGCCGAUGAUGAUGUUUACUCAGCCUAACGAUUCCGUCGCCGUUGUUAACGGAAAAACAAGUGAAUCGACGGUUAGGAAUAAAACGGUUCCGUUAAAGGUAUCGAGCGGUUAUAACCGGUCUGGUUUGGUUCGUAGUUUGAGAAGAUAUACUUCUACGCGAGCAAAGUGGGCGGUUCGAUCUUUUAGGUUGAAACUUUCAACCAUACACGAAGGCGCCGUCGUUUAGAUUCGUUAUAUUACUCGUAAACUUUUGUUUGUUUGUAUAUAGAAUAUGUUCCCAAACAAAGUAUGCAUAUGAUUGGCUAUGUUUCUAUAAUUAGACAAUCAUAGUUUACAAUUAUACGUGAGGUUAAUAAUACUGUGGUAAGAUAUAAAACUUUAAAGUGGUUGUUUGUAUGAAAUGUUUUAUAUGGGUUGUCUUCCAUACGUUGAAAUAUAAUCUGAAGCUAAAUUACUUGUAACGUUUAAUUGCUAUUUAAAUUUAAACUGAGUA